This is a messenger RNA of Marmota monax (woodchuck), 1328 nucleotides long. Its product is annotated as putative olfactory receptor 7A2. Lineage: Eukaryota; Metazoa; Chordata; Mammalia; Rodentia; Sciuridae. The transcript has a single exon. Gene Ontology annotation, cellular component: membrane. Gene Ontology annotation, molecular function: olfactory receptor activity; G protein-coupled receptor activity. Bases 532 to 798 code for a protein of 88 amino acids. The record is from RefSeq and is a predicted model, not a curated record. Gene Ontology annotation, biological process: G protein-coupled receptor signaling pathway.
CUGGCUUUUAACAUUUUACCUAAAUGGUGGUUAUUACCAGGACAUUUCAAAGUGAAGUUCAAAAGUCAUUCCUAAGACACCUGAGAUCAGGAAGGCUUCUGACCAGGUGCAGGGGAGUCCCCAGGUCCCGUCGGCUUUGGGGACUAAAUUAGGUUUGGUGACUGGGAUUUCCAGCCGGUGGUGGCAAGAAAAGGGAACUAGGGUCACUAUGGAACCCCAAUGUGACACACAGCAGAGGAGGGGCCACCAAGCCAAUGCCUCCUAGAGCACUGGGUCCACGCCCCAGGCAGCCAGGGUCCUGAGGUGGCUGUGGACUUCCUCUAGCUGCCGCUUCUCCCCUGGGGACAUUUACUUUACAGGGAACCAGAAAACCACACGGGGACUCCAGGAUUUCUCCUCCAGGGACUUUCUGAGAAGCCAGGGAUUCACUCGGUUCUCUCUGGGCUGUUCCUGUCCUUGUACCUGGUGACCAUCUUUGGCCACCUGCUCAUCAUCCUGGCCACCAUCUCAGACUCCCACCUGCACACGCCCAUGUACUUCUUCCUGUCCAUCCUGUCCUUUUCUGCCCUCUGCUUCACCUCCACCACCAUCCCCAAGAUGCUGGUGAACAUCCAGACACAGAGCAAGGCCAUCACCUACGCAGGCUGCAUCACCCACAUGUGCUUCUUCACUGUUUUUGCACUGCUGGACAUGGGACUUCUUACUGUGAUGGCCUAUGACCGCUUCGUGGCCAUCUGCCGGCCCCUGCACUACACGGUCCUCAUGAGCCCCAAUCUCUGUGCUCAGUUCUUCUCCUGAGCUGGCUCAUCAGUGUGCUGGGAGCCCUUCCUGAGACCGUGAGUGGACUGAGGCUCUCCUUCUGCACAGACGUGGAAAUCCCACACUAUUUCUGUGAAUUCCCUGAGGUCCUCAAGCUCGCCUGCUCAUACCUUCAUCAGUAGCGUCAUAUUGUACAUAGUGACAGGCAUAAUGGGCUUUUCCCUCUUGCUGGGAUCCUUUUCUCUUAUUCUAAAAUUGUGGCUUCUGUCCUGCGGAUCUCCACAGCAGGAGGGAUGUGCAAGUCCUUUUCCACCUGCGGUUCUCACCUCUCAGUUGUCUCCCUGUUCUAUGGAGCCUGCCUGGGGGUCUACCUCAGCUCCUCAGGGACACGUGCCUCCUGAUCAGGGGUGUUGGCCUCCACCCUGUACACCCUGGUCACCCCCAUGGUGACCUUACAGGUUUUCAGUUUCUUCCAGUUUUUGAACAGGUUAAUGAGCAAAACCAGCGUGUCUGCGUACACACUAUCAUUCCCUUUAAAACCUUAAAAAAAUUAAAAAAUGCUUGUCAUA